CCAGCGCACCGCGGUAGCAUCACUCUCCGUUGUUCCUCCCGCGCCGAGCAGAAGUGGCUCGGGCCGUGGUCGCACGCAGGGCCACGAGUCCACAGAGAAGGACCUGGAGACCCACAGCACUGACAGAAUGAACCGCACCGCCUAUACUGUGGGAGCUUUGCUUCUCCUCUUGGGGACCUUGCUACCGGCCGCAGAAGGGAAAAAGAAAGGGUCCCAAGGAGCCAUCCCGCCUCCAGACAAGGCUCAGCAUAAUGACUCUGAGCAGACCCAGUCCCCACCACAGCCUGGCUCCAGGACCCGGGGGCGGGGCCAAGGGCGGGGUACCGCCAUGCCAGGAGAGGAGGUGUUGGAGUCCAGCCAAGAGGCCCUGCACGUGACAGAGCGCAAGUACCUGAAGCGAGAUUGGUGCAAAACUCAGCCCCUGAAGCAGACCAUCCACGAGGAGGGCUGCAACAGCCGCACUAUCAUCAACCGGUUCUGCUAUGGCCAGUGCAAUUCCUUCUACAUCCCCAGACACAUCAGGAAGGAGGAAGGCUCCUUUCAGUCUUGCUCCUUCUGCAAACCCAAGAAAUUCACCACCAUGAUGGUCACGCUCAACUGUCCUGAGCUACAGCCGCCCACCAAGAAGAAACGGGUCACACGCGUGAAGCAGUGUCGCUGCAUAUCCAUCGAUCUGGAUUAAGCCAAAGCAGGCACAUCCAGCCUGUCAUAGCCAUGCCGAGAGCCACAC
Molecule: messenger RNA, 730 nt
Organism: Arvicola amphibius (Eurasian water vole)
Lineage: Eukaryota; Metazoa; Chordata; Mammalia; Rodentia; Cricetidae
Gene: Grem1
Product: gremlin 1, DAN family BMP antagonist
Exons: 2
Coding region: 128-682 (184 amino acids)
Biological process (GO): animal organ morphogenesis
Molecular function (GO): receptor ligand activity; BMP binding
Source: RefSeq, a predicted model, not a curated record